Penicillium argentinense is the source of this 1155-nucleotide messenger RNA. Its product is annotated as aryl-alcohol dehydrogenase AAD14. NCBI's taxonomy places the organism in Eukaryota, Fungi, Ascomycota, Eurotiomycetes, Eurotiales, Aspergillaceae. The record is from RefSeq and is a predicted model, not a curated record. The coding region runs from base 1 to 1155 and encodes 384 amino acids. The transcript has a single exon.
AUGGCGUCUCUUUGGGCUCCUGCACCUGAACCGGCCACCGAGUUGGGACGUUACCGCGUUCUCUCUUCCACUGCCGGAAUUCGGGUUUCUCCGCUUCAGCUUGGAGCCAUGUCCAUCGGCAAUGCAUGGGCAGAAUCUAUGGGCUCCAUGAGCAAAGAGGAGUCAUUCAAGCUUCUUGAUGCGUUCCACGAAGCCGGCGGAAACUUCAUUGACACGGCCAACAACUACCAGGAUGAGCAAUCGGAGACGUGGAUCGGAGAAUGGAUGGCCCAGCGCAAGAACCGUGAUCAACUGGUGAUCGCGACCAAGUUCACAACGGACUUCAGAUCAUACAGUCUAGGCAAAGGGAAAGCCCCAAACCACUGUGGCAAUCAUAGACGAAGCCUUCAUAUGAGUGUUCGUGACUCUUUGACGAAGUUUCAAACCGACUGGAUUGAUAUUUUGUACCUUCACUGGUGGGAUCAGACCACGUCCAUUGAAGAGAUCAUGGACAGCCUCCAUAUCCUCGUGGAACAAGGCAAGGUCCUCUACUUGGGUAUCUCAGAUACACCAGCAUGGGUCGUGACAGCGGCAAACCUCUACGCUCGCGCUCACGGAAAAACACCUUUCAGCAUCUAUCAAGGAAGAUGGAAUGUCAUACUUCGCGACUUCGAGCGUGACAUCAUUCCAAUGGCACGCCAUUUUGGAAUGGCACUUGCCCCCUGGGAUGUCAUGGGCGGUGGAAAGUUCAAAACCAAGGCGGAAAUUGAACAACGCAAAGCACGGGGGGAGGGCCUCCGCAGCAUUUUGAGUCCGGAUCAAAGUGAAGAGGAAGCCGCAAUGAGUGCAGCACUUGAAAAGGUGGCCAAUGAACAUGGGAUCAAAUCAUUGACCGCGAUUGCUCUGGCCUAUGUCAUGGCGAAGGCGCCAAAUGUGUUCCCUCUUGUUGGCGGUCGUAAAGUCGAGCAUCUCAAGGACAACAUUCAGGCUCUCAAGAUCCGGUUGACGAAGGAGCAAAUCGAGUACCUUGAAAGCCAAACCUCCUUUGACAUUGGUUUCCCAGGCAACUUUAUCGGUCCGGAUCCCAAAGUGACCGGGAAAGCAUCUUUCCUCUUGGCUGCCAAUGCUUCGUACUCCUUUGUACAGAUACCCAAGUCUAUUACUGCUCCAGAGUAG